AAAAGGAUUUUGGCUGUUAAAUUAGUUGUGAAAAAAUGAAGAAAAUUGACCCAAAAUACAGAGAACUAAAUCAUCUCUUUGACAUCAUUGAUAAUCCCGAUGAGGACACCGAACUUGUCGUUCCCACGGAGGAAGACAUCAAUAGCCAGGAAUUCCCAUCAACGCAAAAGGGGUAUCUGUGCAGAAUUUGCUUCUCAACCUUCACAUCUUUUACCCUCCUGAAUGAUCACACAACAACAACUCACUUCACUGAACCCAAAUUCCACUGUCGCAUCUGCAUGCACUCCGUUGCAGCGGAGAGUGACCUCAAUGAGCAUCUUGUUGAAGCCCACGCAUCGGAUUCCUUCACUAACUGCCCGUACUGCCAGAAGAACUUCACGGUGUUCAGCAUUGAAUUCGAACGACAUCUCCGGAAUCACAAUUUGUACCAAAAUCAAGUUACCCGCUAUGGCUUCCGGAAUACCCACAGGAUGUUCUACAUUUGCCCCAAUUGCUGGAUGCUCUUCUGGCACAGAGAACAGUACACGCAGCACAUGACCUUCCAUUCCCUCCCCGAGGGAAGUGAUUGCGAACUCUGUGGGCGGAAGUGUGGGACGGAAAUGGAGUUAAAGACUCACAUGGAGAAGGUUCAUAAAUCAACAAAAGGUCAGAAGCGUGUGGCACUCCCAUGUCUACCGAGUAGUACACGCAUGAAGGCAGAGGAACAAGUUGGAAGCAUAACAAGUUGUCCCUACUGCAAUAUGAAGAUCUCUCACACGAUGUCCUUUGAUAGUCAUCUCAGAUUCUUCCACAGAGGAAUACCAGCUAAGAUUCCAAAUGGUCAAAUUAAGUGCACAGUUUGCAAGAAAGUUUUCUCUGAUCUCAAAGCAUUGCUUGGGCACGUUAAGUAUUAUGAGGUCAACGGAAAUACGCAUGGAAGGCCAAAGGGGAAGCAAACUUUUACCAAAUGUUCAGCCUGUUCUAAGAGUUCUAAGCCUCAUCUAGCAGCAUUGAAAAAUACUAAAAUUACAGCCAAAACAAAGUGCACCUGUGGCCUUAAAAAGGGCAAAGUGAUGUUUUAUAAAUUCAAUUGCAACUCCAAGGAAGCAGUAGAAUGCCCAAUUUGCAAGAAAACUGUUAAGGAGCUAAGGUGGCUGUAUGUUCAUCUUGAUGUCUUCCACAAGAACUUCCUGUUUGUCUGUCGAAUUUGCAAUCACAGCACUGAGGAAAUUGAGAGUUUGAAGAAGCACGUUGAAUGGCAUAGAAAUGAUGAAGAUUUCAGAAAAGAAUCAUCAUUGCAAGAGGAUGAACACAUGCAAGAAGACAAGAUUGUGAAGCAAGAGAUAAAGGAAGAGAAAGUUGAUGAUGCUGAAUCGGAAAAUUUCAUGACAUCCAUGGACAUUUCAGAAGAACAAAUUAGCCAAAAUCAGGUUGAAUUUUUCAAAGCUGAAGAGAAAGUUAGCCAGGAUGUGAAGGAAGAGCAAAAAGUUGAGACUAACGAAAAGGGCUUGGACCAUCUAGACGUUAAGAUAAAAGAGGAACAAGAUGUGGAAAUCAAGGAAGAGCCUGAAGAAAUUAAUUCUUUAACUGAAAAAAUUUAAGCAGAAGUGAUAAACUAUAUAAAAAAAAAUAAUACUUUAAAUUAGAUCGAAAAUAUUCGGCUAAAACUCGUAUAAUUUUCAGAAUUUUUUGACAUUUCACAAAGUCGUCGAUAGAACUGAGGCGAGUGGACCUCCAUUAAUCAUUUCAAGUAUUAAGAUCAGUCCAGAAUACUGACCACUAUACUACCGAGGAAAAUUGAUUCAAAGAUGGAAAGUUCUCAGCAAUUUCAGUACUUUAGUUAACUAAUUUCAGUUCCAGAUUAAUCGUCAACAGUUUGUUCCUUUUUGAACGAAUUAAAACAACAAACUUUUAACCUCAAAA
Messenger RNA from Lutzomyia longipalpis, 1902 nucleotides. Its product is annotated as zinc finger protein 799-like. The record is from RefSeq and is a predicted model, not a curated record. The transcript is spliced from 5 exons. Lineage: Eukaryota; Metazoa; Arthropoda; Insecta; Diptera; Psychodidae. The coding region runs from base 36 to 1580 and encodes 514 amino acids.